UUUGGCACUUUUCGCGACACAUUUUCAUACAUUCUGACAGAGCCUUUGCGAGUAUGUGAAACCUUGUUUGUGUGUCCCAAAAUUUGCUCGCUUCCCUCAGCCAACCAGUCAGUGUUUGUUAAGGUAGUGGUAUUUAUAACACCCGAGCGGCAGAAGGUUACUAGUACCGCUCAUACAGUUAGUUCACUUCCUGCAGACGUUCCAGCAGCAAUAAUAAGCAUUGUGUGUUGAUUGAAUUAAACUCAAUUUAUUCAACCAGUUCCACAUAUCCAUAAAAAGGAGUUCUCGCAUUCUGUGAUAGAAAAAAAUUUGCUGUCGGAUUUGGAAGUAAAUUUGCGAGUAGCAGGAGGAAAAGAUGAGUUCACUGGCGCUUCGAUUUGCUCCCCGUCUCGGGAAGUCUGCUGCUACCGUGGCCAGCUCCCAGGCAAAUAGCUACUAUACCUACUCCAACCAAAUAUCUCAACCGCUGGAACGGAAGCCAACUUACACUACGGCCGAGGAGGCGGUCAAAGUCAUCAAGUCAGGACAAACUGUUUUCGCCUCGGGUGCUGCCGCCACCCCGAUUCAUGUGCUGAACGCUAUGACCAACCAUGGCAAGGAAAAUAACCUGCGUGACAUCACCGUGGUGCACAUGCAUACCGAAGGUCCGGCAUCGUACUGCGCUCCCGAUUGCAAGGAUAUUUUUCGCUCCAAGUCCACCUUCAUGGGCGGUAACGUGCGAGCGGCCGUUGCUGAAGGCCGUGGUGAUGCCAUUCCGAUCUUUUUGCAUGAAAUCCCAAUCCUGUUCCGGCGCAAGCUGAUCCAACCGGACGUCGCAAUUGUUUCGGUUUCACCUCCCGAUGAGCAUGGAUAUGCAACCCUGGGAACUAGCGUUGAUUGUGUCCGCGCGGCACUGGAAAACUCGAAGGUCAUCAUCGCUCAGGUCAACAAACAAAUGCCCCGAACCUUCGGAGAUUCGAUAAUCCACGAAUCUCACUUUGAUUUCGCAGUCAAUGUGGACAUUCCCCUGCCGGAACACGGUGGUAAAGGGUCAACCGAGGUCGAAACUAAGAUUGGAAAUUUGAUUGCGGAAAAUCUGGUCGAGGACGGUGCCACGCUGCAGAUGGGCAUCGGUAACAUUCCGGACGCGGUUCUGAAUGCUCUGCACAACCACAAAGAUCUCGGCAUUCACUCGGAGAUGUUUGCCGGUGGCGUUGUGGAUCUAGUCAAAAAGGGCUGCGUCACAAACGAUAAGAAAACGUACCACCGAGGUCGCAUCGUCGGUUCAUUCCUGAUCGGUCCCAAGAAGCUGUACGAUUUCGUCAAUAACAAUCCAUUCAUUGAAAUGCUGGAAAUCAACUACGUUAACAACGUAGGCAUUAUCGCCCGUAAUCCAAAGAUGACGGCCAUCAACUCUGCAAUCGAGGUUGAUAUAACCGGUCAGGUGUGUGCCGACUCGAUUGGCACACGAAUGUACUCCGGAUUUGGAGGUCAGGUUGAUUUCAUCCGCGGUGCUGCCGAGGGUUUCGAUGGUAAGGGUAAACCCAUAAUUGCACUACCCUCGGUUACCAACAAGGGACAAAGCAAGAUUGUGCCAAUGCUCAAGCCAGGCGCUGGUGUUGUAACCUCCCGAGCUCACGCACACUACAUCGUCACCGAACACGGUAUCGCUAAUAUGUUCGGCAAAACACUGCGUCAGCGAGCCUAUGAGCUGAUUCAAAUUUCCCAUCCGGACCACCGUGAGGCUUUGGAGAAGGCUGCAUUUGAACGGCUGAAGACGAUGCCGACGCCCAAUUAAGAAAUAACUAGACAGCGCUCUGUUCUGUCCGGGCAGUACAUUUAACUGAAAAGUUUCUUAUAUAGGUUAUUUUUCGUUUUUCAAAAGUUAAUUGUUAGCUAUUUUAUUCGUUUUAGUGGAAUAUUUUUGAAGCACCAUUUAGUCCGUUAGGAUGGCAUCUUAUCAAACAGUUCUGACGGAAGACAGACAAUUUAGUAAAACAAACAAGCCUACGAUUUCAAUCGCUUUUACAUUGAAUUGCAAUUAUCAGAAGCUUCUCAAUUGAACGUUAGUCGCGUUAUACUAGGCGAUUGACCGCUUACUUCGAAAGUACGGAUCAGUUCGCAAUCUAGAAUUCAGAUCAUAAACUAAUCAGAUAAACGCCACAGUAGUUGUUCGAUGCGUACUAAGAAGUAUCUUCAUAAUAUAAACAGCAAAUUAAGAGAAUUGUGAACCAUCUAUCUCCAAAAUGUGCAUUGCGUAUUUUUAUAAGCUCAUAAUUAGAUGCUAAUCGUAAGUUCAACAGUGUAUGAAAGGUCUUUAAUACAGAAUACAAAAAAACUA
Molecule: messenger RNA, 2320 nt
Organism: Topomyia yanbarensis
Lineage: Eukaryota; Metazoa; Arthropoda; Insecta; Diptera; Culicidae
Product: 4-hydroxybutyrate coenzyme A transferase
Exons: 4
Coding region: 356-1777 (473 amino acids)
Biological process (GO): acetate metabolic process
Cellular component (GO): mitochondrion
Molecular function (GO): acetate CoA-transferase activity
Source: RefSeq, a predicted model, not a curated record